AAACUAAGUGUUUGGGUGUUUGUGGUUGCUGUGAGGAGUGAGGGUUCUGUCUAAUAGAGAAGAUCUCUGCCUGCAGCAGCAGAGGAAACUUAGAGCUGCAGAGUGAAGUUUUUCAGAAACAGGAGGAACUUCAUCAGCCUGCUGCUUCUGGUUAAAUCAGUAGACUUUUCUGGAACAUCUAUUCUGGGAUCAUGAAGGAUCAAAACUUUAAGGACGAGGUGGCGAAAAUUCUGGAGGAAGCUCCGAACGCCAGGAAAGGUCUGCGGGAUAACUACGAAAACCUGCUGAAUGUGGCUGAUUACUGCUACAACACCUACACCCAGUCAGGUGAAAACAGCAUAAAGGCAUUGGAGGAAACUAAAAACUUCACCACCCAAUCAUUGGCCAGUGUUGCAUAUCAGAUCAGCACUCUGGCUAACAGUGUCCUGAGUCUGCUUGAUGCUCAGACCAAUCAGCUUCGACAGAUGGAGUCCUCCAUAAAUGUGAUUGGUCAGACUGUAGAGAUGCAUAAAGAGAAAGUUUCUCGGAGGGAGAUUGGCACCUUCACGGCGGUCAGACGAGUUCCUCGCAACCAUAAGAUCAUUCCUCCAACUGGCGCACAGCCCCGCCCACCGUACAGCCGCCGACCAAUCAACUACCAGCAGCUGGACGAACUGGGCCAUGGCAUAAAGGUCUCUGGGAAACAGACGGAGAAAACGGGAACGAUCCGGAAACAUGGAGCCUCCAUCAGGUCCAACAAAGCUCUGGAGCCAGUUCAAUGCCCAGUGGCGCCCCCUGCUGGAGGGUCCAGCUUUGGAAGACCUGUAGCUCCGCCCACCAUCCCCACCAAUUGGCAGGCUCCACCUGAGUGCGACAUCAUCACCAAUUUGCUGGAUGAAGCUCCGCCUCCUCCUCCUCUUCCAGCAGAGGAGUCGUUGCGUCAGAGUGGUGAGGUCAUCUCAGGCCUGCCCCCUCCUCCUCCUCCUCCUCCUGAUUCAUCAGGACUGAUGGUGGCUCCAACAGCUCCACCUCCUCCACCAGCCUUAUCAGGGGCUGUGAUCAAUCAAAGUGCUCCUCCUCCUCCUCCACCACCUCCUCCUCCUUCUUCUUCAGGGACUGUGAUCAACCAUGGCGCUCCAGCUCCUCCUCCAAUCCCAUGCCUUAGUCUAGAAACAGUGGUGGAGGAGAACAGCCUCCCACCACCUUCUCCUCCUCCUCCUUCUGAUGAUAAUGGCUUCCCACCAUUACCCAAUGACAACUCAGAGCUGCUGGCCCCGCCUCCACCAUCUCCACCCUCCCAGGAAGCAGACGUGACCCCCACAUCUAGGAGUUGCCACCGCCGGCGCUCGCCUCCAACCACUCGCUCUGUCUCUCUGAGGGUCCGCUCAGGCCCCGCCUCUCGCUGCCGAUAUACUCGCUCCCUCUUCUUGCCUGCUGUCCAGUCAUUCAUGAUCCCCCCUCCUCCACCAUACCCUCCCCCCAAUGCCCCCCAGGACCCCUCCAUCUCUUCCUCUUCCUCCUUCACCCUGCUCUCUCGCUCUUCCUCCUCCUCCCCCCGGCUUUGCUUACCUGCUCGUCUCGAACACCUGGAUCUUCAGAUCUUAGCCCUGCCCCCUCCUCUUCCAUUGGAUGAUGUUGGAGGUUUUGAUGACAUCAUACCACCCCUCCCUCCUCCAGUGGACUAUGACACCAGUACACCCCCUGACUACCUGGAGAAAGUGGUGGCGCUGUACUGUUACAAGGUCUCGAAGCCCGAUGACCUCCAACUCAAUGAGGGGGACAUCAUCUACAUGACACGUCGCCAUGCCGACGGCUGGUGUGAGGGUGUCUGUAAUGGCCGGGAGGGCUUCUUCCCACAGAACUACGUCCAGUCAUGCAACUAGAUGAAGCCCCUAUGCCUUUGUGUUACUAUGGAGAUGCUUAUUUUUCCAUCUAUUUUACUGAUUAUGUUUUUAUUUCAGCUUUAAACAUGUAGACUGCAGUGAUUAACACCUGUCUGUCUGACUGUAAAAAAAUAAAGUUUCACUGGAAAGCAAA
Messenger RNA from Girardinichthys multiradiatus, 2016 nucleotides. Its product is annotated as ABI gene family member 3-like. Lineage: Eukaryota; Metazoa; Chordata; Actinopteri; Cyprinodontiformes; Goodeidae. Bases 192 to 1862 code for a protein of 556 amino acids. The transcript is spliced from 12 exons. The record is from RefSeq and is a predicted model, not a curated record. Gene Ontology annotation, molecular function: SH3 domain binding. Gene Ontology annotation, cellular component: lamellipodium.